This is a messenger RNA of Rhododendron vialii, 2107 nucleotides long. RefSeq names its product putative small ubiquitin-related modifier 8. Gene Ontology annotation, biological process: protein sumoylation. The record is from RefSeq and is a predicted model, not a curated record. Gene Ontology annotation, cellular component: nucleus. Gene Ontology annotation, molecular function: ubiquitin-like protein ligase binding; protein tag activity. The transcript has a single exon. The coding region runs from base 1532 to 1909 and encodes 125 amino acids. NCBI's taxonomy places the organism in Eukaryota, Viridiplantae, Streptophyta, Magnoliopsida, Ericales, Ericaceae.
GAGUUAGUGCAAAAUUAGGGUGAUCAGAUGCUCAGAUCAAACUGUACUAUGUCUUGAAAAAUUUAACAGCUAGUUCGAUUUCAAAACCCAAUUCAUGUUUUGGACCGGAGGAGACCUGGUCUGGACCGUUCAUUUGCUGUAAUCAACGAUUUGGAUGUAUUUUUACAAUUUUACUGGCAAGAGUGUAUUCUUAACGGUAAAAGCUCUUACUGGUAAAAGUGAAUGAGAAAAUUCGAACCAUUGAAUCUACCAAUGGAUGGUCCCGAUCUGGACUGUCUCAAAACCAUUGGACUAGAGAGGAGCCGGACCCUAAAAUUUAAGGUAAUUUACACCAACCUCCCCUGAGGUUUUUGAAAAAUACUCUAUGCUUCCAACCUUUCAACUUAUAACACUAGCCUCCCUUGAAUGGAAAAACUUAGGUCAAUUAGAUCCACUCUGUUAUUCUUCCGUUAAAUUUGUGGAUUCUGGGUUACUGACCUUGAAAAACAUACAAUUUUACUCUCCAUCCAAUUUAUUCCUGCAAAGUCUUAGUUCGUUGGUAUGGAUUCUUGGGGAAAACUUAGGGCAAAAUGAGAGCUUAAAAGUUUAUUUUUAAGGUCAGUAACUUGGAAGCAACAAAUGUAACAAUGAAAUGGAUCUAACUGAGCGUAGUUAUUCCAAUUUGAGGGAGGCCGGUGUAAUAAGUUGAAAGGUUAGGGGCAUAGCGUAUUUUUGUCAGAAACCUCGGGGAAGGUAAGUGUCAAUUACCCUAAAUUUUAAGACAAAUGUGUUCCAAUUAUAUGGAUACCGAUAUCUGAUUAGUAUAAUUUGUUUGCAAGCAUUAGCUACUUUGCGAGCCGAACAAAAUGAAUAAUUCGGAUCACUUUUGGGCCUGAAAUGAGGCUCAUAUGAAGAGCACAACUGACCCUGUUGUUAGGGAUGAGACAGUUUGGUUUGGUCGAUUUUCAGGAUAACUUCCCGCGGGACUAAUUUCAUCAGAUUUGCAAAUCAGACUGGCCUAUAUUUGUAAUCAACCGAACCAAAUUAUUGUGCAUGGGAGUGCUUCGGUUUGAUUUCGCUUGGUCGGUUUGGGUCUCAAAGUGCAGUAGUACUAUUACAAAGUCCAUACGAGGUUUUGACCCCGACAUUAAUCGGGCACCUUGCUUAACAGUGAGAGUACGAUCCCAAAGAUUGGUCGAAGUGCACGUAAGCCGGCCAACCACUUUAACGUGAUUUUUUGCUAUGGGACGUGCUCUACAAGGAGUUUGAACAUCAAAAUGAAUCCGAAAUAGGGUUGAAAUUAAACUUGGUGAACAGCACGGGGUGACCGGGAAAAACGAAAAAGAACAGCACGGGGUGCAGUCAAUGGGCCAGCUUGAGACAAGCCGCCAAGAAUACAGAGAGUUUGCCUCUUUUAUAUAUAGGCUUACAAACAUUGCCUCUUUUAGUCCUUGGAAUCCCAAAGAUUUGACAGAUUCAAGGCCCCUCUCUCACUCUCUCUCUCUCUCUCUCUCUCUCUCUUGCUCUCUCUCAUUACGUAUAUAUAUCCUUGAUGAAGGACCAAUCCUUAAGUUUUCUUUGGUGUAAUUUCUCCAAAAUUGUGAAGUGGCAGGGGAAAAGGCUAAAAAUGGAGUGGCCAGCAGGAGAACCAAAGAAAGAAAGAACACAUGUAACUGUGAAAGUGCAGAGAGAAAAAAUGAUAGACAUCUAUCUAAGGGUGGGACUUGAAGUACCGCUGCGUAAACUCAAGCUUGCUUACUGCGACCGGGUAGGUUUGGACUGCGACGAGGUUCGCUUCACUUAUGAUGGCACUAGGAUCGGCGACAACCAAACUGCCGGUGAUCUGGAAAUGGAGGAUGGUGAUGUGAUUGAUGCUUGGUCUGAUCAAUGGGGUGGUAGUGGUGGUGCUAGUGCUAGUAGUUGUAUUUGAAUUCGAUCCGGUGUUUGUUAUUUGAAGUUUGAACAACACACUCUUUCUUACAUUCUCUCUCACAAGUUAAAAAAUAGCGUUAGAUAUCGCUAUUUCUAGUUCCGAGUGUUAUAUUGAUAGGUGUUGGAAUAUUCAAGGCACGUAUGUAAUGUGUUAUUGAAUAUUAUUUUGUAUUUUAAUGAUAGUAAGUUUGGCAAA